Molecule: messenger RNA, 681 nt
Organism: Caenorhabditis elegans
Lineage: Eukaryota; Metazoa; Nematoda; Chromadorea; Rhabditida; Rhabditidae
Gene: ZK622.5
Product: Cadherin domain-containing protein
Source: RefSeq, marked reviewed
CAUGUUCAACUUUUCACACCUUAUCAUCUUUGCGGUUCUGUUGUUUGACAAAGUCAAUACACUCGGCGGAAAACCAUUCCACGUGGCACGGCGUGACAUGACAGGGAAGAACUAUGCAGUGCUGGCUUUAUGUGAUGAUUCUGCAAAAGGACAUCACAUCAAUGUUACAUUGAAUUUGAGAAAUGAUGCAGGUGAUACUCUGGAAACUAUUCAUUUCCGGAACUCCAAGGAAGCAAUUGAGAUCGAAGAUCACGCGGCCAACAAUAUCACUGAAGUGGUUUUAACUGCUGACGUCGCCCCCGUUCCUUACAACAUUCAAAAGGUGUCUGUAAGGAUCCGUGAUAAUCUCUUCAAACUUCAUGUCAAUCAGGAAUGUGAUGAUGAAGACGAUUUUAUUACUUCAACCACUCAGCAAACUUUCUGGAGCAGACGUAUCGAUUGUGAAAGAAAAGAUGUCUACUGUGAUGAUCGACACGACGAGUUCAUGGGAUGCGAGUCUGUAUUUGUGUACCAUUUGUCAUGGAAACGAGGAGCAACUGGAAGAAUUUGAGAAAUUUGAUCUAACAUGUAGUAAUUUAUAAUUUGCUUGUGAAUAUAGACGGUUUGAUUAAACCAUUGUGGUAGAUAUGUUCUUUUCAACAGGUCAAUGUGACACAACAACCAAUAAAAUGCUUCCUGUCU